AGAGGGGCUGCCUGAGAAGUGAGAAGGGGGGAGGGGGAUGGGCAGGCGCGAGCCUCCCAAGCCAGGAGCCGCGUCCCAGCCCAUCAGCGCGAACCGAGCACCCGCCACCCUACUUCGGCACGUGCCUGCCCGCGCAUCCUUCUCCCCUGCCCAUUGCUGCGCAGGCCAGUGCGGGGCGGUAGCAGGCGCUUCGCUGCCGCAGGGGCCGGGAGCGGGGCCGGGAUCCCAGCAGCAGCUGAAAAUCCAGCCACGACUCCCCCGUGAGCCGUGCAAGCAGAAACAUCCUUCCAGAAUGACAGAGAACCAGCCACACAGCAGUAUUCAGAUAUCAGAACCAAGUACCAAUGGCUUCCCCUGGAGAAAACUGUCCUCUAUAGAAAAGCCAAAGUUUCCUGCAGAAGCCACUGUGACCUUUCACAACAUCUGCUACAGAGUGAAAGUGAAGAGUGGCUUUUUAUAUUGUCAAAAAGCCGUUCCUAAGCAAAUUUUGAAAGAUAUCAAUGGGAUUAUGAGACCAGGUCUUAACGCAAUUUUGGGACCCACUGGCAGUGGCAAAUCUUCGCUAUUAGAUAUCUUAGCUGCAAGGAAAGAUCCUCACGGGCUCUCUGGAGAGAUUUUGAUAAAUGGAGCUCCUCGGCCUGCCAAUUUUAAAUGCAUCUCUGGAUAUGUGGUACAGAAUGAUGUGGUUAUGGGGACCCUGACAGUGAGAGAAAAUUUUGAGUUCUCAGCUGCACUUCGAUUGCCAAGUACCGUGUCUGAACAGGAAAAGAAGGAACGGGUGAACCAAAUCAUCAGGGAACUGGGUUUGGCCAAAGUGGCAGAUUCCAAGGUUGGCACCCAGUUUAUUCGUGGUGUAUCUGGGGGAGAGAGAAAAAGGACCAAUAUUGGAAUGGAACUCAUUACUGACCCUGCAGUCUUGUUCUUAGAUGAACCAACUACUGGAUUAGAUGCCAGCACUGCCAAUGCUGUCUUGCUGCUCCUGAAAAGGAUGUCAAGUCAGGGGAAAACAAUAAUCUUUUCACUUCAUCAGCCCCGGUACUCCAUAUUCAGAUUGUUUGAUAGCCUGACGUUACUGGCUGCAGGAAGCCUGUUGUACCAUGGUCCUGCUCGGAAUGCUCUGCAGUACUUCAAAUCUAUUGGUUAUGAAUGUGAGCCAUACAACAAUCCUGCUGAUUUUUUUCUGGAUGUCAUUAAUGGAGACUCAACUGCUGUGAAUCUCAGCAAAUCAGAAUUUGUCAGUCAAUACAAUUUAUCAGAAACCAUUGAAGAGGACAGAGGUGAUAAGACUAUUGCUGAGAAAUUAGCAGAGUUGUUUUCCAGUUCCCCUUACUACAAAGAAACAAAAACAGAAUUAGAGAAGCUGUCUUUGAAAAAUAAAAGGAAGAUGAGUGCAGAUUUCCAGAAAAUCACAUAUAGCACUUCCUUCUUUCACCAGCUCAAGUGGGUGUCCAGACGCACAUUUAAAAACUUGAUAUAUAACCCACAAAGCUCCAUGGCUCAGCUGUGUAUUACAACUGGUCUGGGAAUAGUUGUAGGAGCCAUUUUCUCUGGAAUAAAAAAUGAUUCCAGUGGCAUUCAGAACAGAGUUGGUGCUUUAUUCUUUUUGACCACCAAUCAGUGUUUGAGCAGUGUUACAACUAUUGAACUUUUUGUCACCGAAAAAAAGAUAUUUAUACAUGAAUAUAUCAGUGGUUACUACAGAGUAUCUGCAUAUUUUUUCUCAAAGAUAAUAGCUGAUUUAAUACCCAUGAGGACUUUACCAAGCAUCAUCUUCACCUGUAUAAAUUAUUUCUUAAUAGGUUUCAAGCCAACAAUUGGGGCCUUCUUUAUCAUGAUGGUUACCCUUAUACUGGUUGCCUACACAGCCAGUUCUAUGGCUCUGGCUAUAGCAACGGGACAAGAUGUUGUGGCUGUCGCUAAUCUCCUCAUAAAUAUUUGCUUUGUUUUUAUGAUUAUUUUCUCUGGCUUGCUGGUAAAUCUCACAAGCAUCGAAUCUUGGCUUUUCUGGCUGAACUAUUUCAGCAUCCCUCGCUAUGGCCUGACCGCUUUGCAAAUUAAUGAAUUUACAGGUCUAAGCUUUUGCCAGAAUGCCAAUGUGACUGGGGUCAAUGUAAGUUGCAUCACUUCUAGUCCAUUUACAAUAGGUCUCACGCACAUGAAGACAGCAGAGGACUGUUGACAGCGUACAAUUUAGGCCUGGGAUUUCCAAGGACCAAGGAAUGCUGUAGAAACUUCAGAUCAGCAGUAAGGGAGAUAUAAACAGAGAAGCAUCUUUGACAUCCUAAGGUGCCAAAGGCUUAGUCUGCAUUAUUGAUAGUGGCAGAUAGCUAGCUCAAGAAAGCACUUGAAAAAAAAAAUCUAAACAUGUUUACCUAGAAAUAUAUAGUUUAAAAAACUAUAUAAAGUGAAGUUGGAUGAGAAUUUAGUUUUCUUAUCUAAUGCAGAUGCUUCUCUUUAGUGCAGAAGGGCAGGGCAGUAAGUGAAACUGACUAGGCCGUCAAUUUCCUUUGGGUUCUACCAAACAGGAGGUUCUGCAGCUAUAUUUUUUUUAAAUUUUAAAACAGUACGGGGGGAUUGGAAGAAGGGGGAAGAGAAAAGCAACAUGUCAAAUACAGGACACUCACCAUAAUGAGACGGAUUUAAAUGCAGAUUAUUUUUGUCCAUAAUUCUCAUACACAUUGGUGGUUUU
This is a messenger RNA of Mauremys mutica (yellowpond turtle), 2689 nucleotides long. RefSeq names its product broad substrate specificity ATP-binding cassette transporter ABCG2-like. Gene Ontology annotation, cellular component: membrane. The record is from RefSeq and is a predicted model, not a curated record. Gene Ontology annotation, molecular function: ATP hydrolysis activity; ATP binding; ABC-type transporter activity. Bases 38 to 2179 code for a protein of 713 amino acids. NCBI's taxonomy places the organism in Eukaryota, Metazoa, Chordata, Testudines, Geoemydidae. The transcript is spliced from 16 exons.